CUUCGACUCCUUCAAAAGAAAGUCGGAUCAGCUUAGAGACCAUCAUUUCCAGGACUAACACAUGCCAUCAAGCCUGCAGUCCUUUCCAAACUGAAACUGGAACUUGACCUUGGCGUUGUGCCCGUCUAUUUGUUUUGUGCGUUACAGUUAAGUGUGUUUGUAUUUGAAAUACAUAAUUACCAUGUACACAAGAUUGAAUACCAAACACUAUUUGUAUGUUCCUCGAUGGAACGCUCCAAUGAAAAAAUAUGUAUUCUCAUACGCUGCAUCUGAAUUUGUAAAUUUUCGUUGGAUUGAAUUCAUGUCUUUGGCUGAAAUGGAACAACUUAGUUAUUCUGUUAGUGAAUCCAAAGAUGAUUGGUUGAGACCAUUUGUUGUAAUCGAAAUGGAAAACGAUGAUUCAGUUUUGUCAAUUAUUAAACGCAGCGUUUUAAUCAAGUCUGCUUGUCGUUUAUGGUGUGACGCAACAACCUUAUCAGAAUUAAUUGAACAGGUUGCCAAUCUUCCUAUUGAGUUGGUAGAUCCUUAUUUAAAGGGUUGUGGCACUUUCAAAAUAGUCCUAAGUUCUGCACAUAAGAAGCUCAAACAAGAGGAGAAAAUACCUAUAAUGAAGGCUAUUCUUGAUGCCCAUAAGGGUAUCCGCGUUCCAGUUCCUACAUCAUCACCAAAUCCUCAGAUCAACAUUCUUCUAGAAUACACCCCUAAUAACCUUGGAAAGAAUACAGUUAGUUCUGAGGGUCAUUUGUGUCGACUGCUAUACGGAGUGUUGGUUGGAAACAGUUUAAGAAGAAAUAUAAUGAACGGCUCUUGUCCAUCUGAAAUAUCUCACUCACGCAAUAAAAAUAUAAAUGUGACAGUAGCAGCAAUAAUGGCUAAUGUGGGACUUUGUCAAAAAUCGUCUUUUGUUUGGGAUCCUUUUAUUCGUCCUGGAAGUACAGUAAUGGCAGCUUGUCUAGAUGAUUCUUCCAGUGGUGUUUCAGAUAUAGAUUGGGCUGUACGUACUGCAUUAGGACCCGACGAAUAUGACCAGUCGAUACCAAUGUGUCUCCUCGACAUUGGAGCUUAUCCAAAAGUUAGUCAGAAAAAACGGCGUGGUGGAAGAUUACGAUGGAAUUAUGAUCAGUACAAGCUGUCAUUACGUUAUUCAAAAUUCAUGUGGGUUAAUAUGGAAAAACUACGCAAAUUUGUGUGUUCUUUUAUGCAAAAUUUCUUCGAUGCAAUAAUAACUGAUCAACCAUAUGCAUUUCGUGUAUGUAGUUGUAAAGUUACUGAUCAACCAGUUGAACGUAAAUUUACUCUUGUCAUUAAACAUCGUUUAGCUGAAAUUAUGGGCAAUAUGCAUAUUGGUGAUGAAAAUGUCAAUGAGAAUAAAGAUAAAGUUGACGGGGUAUCUUUAGUUGCGGUACCACAUGACUUACCACACUUUCCACACAAAGUAAGUAAACCUUUUGUACAUAUAUGUCUUAUAACGUUUAAACCGGAAUUUCAUCUGUAUUUAAGUUUCACUGUCUGUACAGUUUGUUUUCUUUAAUAUUAAAAUAACUCAUAAUGUCAUUGUAUAAGAAAAAGAGAAUUCAGCGAAGAAAAUUUUUUCUUUUCGACGAAAUCAUUUACUUAAGCUGUACAUUCGUAUAAUAUAGUAAUAUGGAUAAUAUAUGUCUUCUAUAGGAGGCUAGAAAAGAUUGCAUUAUAAAUGGAUUCGACAAUAAAUAACAAAUGAGGUGACGUACUAAUCAAGGGGUAAGGAAGAAAAUAAUUUAUGGGUCAAUCAGAUAAUGGUUCAAUUGACAGAUAUACGAAGAAAAGCGACAAACACAAAGGUCAUAAUAAUAAUCUGAGUAAUAAUCAAGAAAACUUGUAUAAGGUUAUAACGAAUAGUUUGACAAUAAUUGAGCGCCAAGUAUAGAGAAGUCAUUAUAUGAGAAAAAAAGUUAUAAUUGAAAUAGUCAUAGCGAUUGAACUAUAAAUAAUUCCAACGUUUCGUCCAGCUAACUUGUGUGGACUUCUUCAGGGAAGCAAUCAAAAUCAAAAUCAUCGAAGGAAUAUACAUAGUGUUUUUUCCUUAACAAUCAUUUCAUCAAAAUCUCUACUACUUUUUAAUUCAAUCAUAUUUGGAAGUCGAAAAUUUUUCUUGUAAACAGGAUAAUAUGAGUGAGUUGAAUGAGAAUCAAGUGAAAAGUUCAACGAUGUUAAUUAAAAGUGGAUGGGUAGAUUGUGUGUGUGUGUAUGAUGAGUUAUUAAUGAGUGAUAUUCAGUGUUGAUAUGUUUCUAUGUGAAGUAAAAAUAAAAGUGCAAAAAUGAAGGUUGAAAAGUUGUUUCUCAAUCAUCGAAAUUGCAAAUAAAAUGAGAAUCAUCAAGUACAUAAUUGUACCCUAAUCUUUCCGAUUACUGCUUACACUCUUACUACUUCUACCACUAUGGGAUUUGAAUCGACAACUGCAUCUC
Molecule: messenger RNA, 2445 nt
Organism: Schistosoma rodhaini
Lineage: Eukaryota; Metazoa; Platyhelminthes; Trematoda; Strigeidida; Schistosomatidae
Source: the annotation of a GenBank genome assembly